Aegilops tauschii subsp. strangulata is the source of this 1166-nucleotide messenger RNA. RefSeq names its product cytokinin riboside 5'-monophosphate phosphoribohydrolase LOG. Gene Ontology annotation, cellular component: nucleus; cytosol. NCBI's taxonomy places the organism in Eukaryota, Viridiplantae, Streptophyta, Magnoliopsida, Poales, Poaceae. The record is from RefSeq and is a predicted model, not a curated record. Gene Ontology annotation, biological process: cytokinin biosynthetic process. Gene Ontology annotation, molecular function: hydrolase activity, hydrolyzing N-glycosyl compounds.
CCCACAACAUCCGGCUCAACUCAGGUCUCCAAGUCACAACCCAGCCUCCCCUACCAUCAGCACCUACCCGAAGCCAAGAAGCACCUUCCGCCCCUCCACCACCUGGCCGGCGAGAACCACCAGCCUUCCCGACCCCAACACCGACGGAUCAGGCGAUGGCAGUGGAGGCCAUGGCAGAGAAGAACACCGGCGCCGGCGCCGGCGCGGCUGGCGGAGUAGCCCCGGAGAGCGGGGACAGGCGCUCCCGCUUCAGGCGGAUCUGCGUCUACUGCGGCAGCGCCAAAGGCCGAAAGGCCAGCUACCAGGACGCCGCCGUCGAGCUCGGCAAGGAGCUGGUGGAGAGGGGCAUCGACCUGGUCUACGGAGGAGGCUCCAUUGGGCUCAUGGGCCUCGUCUCCCACGCAGUCCAUGAUGGAGGACGCCAUGUGAUUGGGGUCAUCCCCAAGUCCUUGAUGCCCAGAGAGGUCACUGGAGAGCCUGUUGGGGAAGUAAGAGCCGUCUCCGGCAUGCACGAGAGGAAGGCCGAGAUGGUUCGCUCUGCUGAUGCCUUCAUUGCCUUACCCGGUGGCUACGGGACUCUGGAUGAGCUGCUCGAGGUCCUCACCUGGGCCCAACUUGGGAUCCACAAGAAGCCGAUCGGGCUGCUGAACGUGGAUGGGUUCUACAAUUUCUUCCUGUCCUUCAUCGACAUGGCUGUGACCGAAGGAUUCAUACAGGAGGACGCGAGGCACCUCGUCAUCUCAGCUCCAACCGCCAAGGAACUAGUUCUCAAGCUAGAGGAGUAUGUUCCGGACUAUGAGAUCGGGCUGGUGUGGGAGGAUCAGGGCCAGAUCACGCACGGCUUCGCGCCGGAGCUGGAGCCCGGCAUUGCGUCGUCAUGAUACGAUUCAUCCUGGAAGCGUUUCUGAACUAAGUAACAUCUGACCGUGCAAAAAAAAAAGGAUGGGAGUGUGCUAGUCCUUGUCAGUCGUAGCUUUUGCCUGUCAGUGCCAGUGGCAUGACAGUGUUAGCAUUGAGUAGCAAGUAGUGGUGCGGUUAAUGAUGGCGUUCUUUUGGUCGUAGCUUAGGUAGAAGGAAGGAAAGGACUGCAUGUACAAAUGUGUUAUGUAGGAGCAGCAGCAGAUGUUUGUUCCUUAAUUAUCAAUCAAGAAUGGGAAAAUUGGUCU